AUGUCUGCGAGGAAAGAAGGAGGCGCAGACACAGAGCCUGGGAGGAGGAAGAAGACGGAUAAGAAGAGCAUGGAAUAUCUCAUAAAGAGUGGCCUGGCGGGGGGCUUCGCUGGAUGCGCUGCCAAAACCGUAGUCGGCCCCCUCGACCGAGUAAAAAUCCUCUUCCAAACCCGCAACCCAGAGUUUGCGAAAUACGCUGGUUCCUGGUCUGGAUUCCCCACUGCAAUCCGCGAUAUAUAUGCCAGCACCGGUGUGCGCGGGCUCUUCAAAGGUCACUCUGCAACACUUCUCCGUAUUUUCCCCUACGCCGGCAUCAAAUUCUUGGCCUACGAGCAAAUCCGCGGGCGCCUUAUAAAAACAAAGGCGCAAGAAACACCCGGCCGACGCUUCUUAUCCGGCAGUCUCGCUGGCAUGAUGAGCGUCUUCAUGACCUACCCACUGGAGGUUAUCCGGGUGCGCCUUGCGUUCGAAACAAAAGAAUCCGGCCGUAGCAGUUUAAGUUCCAUAAUCCGUAAAAUAUACGCGGAGCGCGCACCCGCCGUUUCAUCGUCACACAACACCAACAUACCCGUGGUAGCGACGGCAACCCACGUCGCCCAAAAAGUAACCCCCUCAUCCGGCCUUCCCAACUUCUUCCGCGGCUUCACGCCCACACUACUCGGAAUGAUACCAUACGCCGGUGCCUCCUUCCUCGCCCACGACUCUAUGUCAGACCUCAUGCGCAUCCCUAUCCUCGCACCCUACACCACUCUCCCCAACACUUCCCGCGAAGAAUCCUCAACCACAUCCCACAAGCCCGCGCAACUGCGCUAUUGGGCUGAGCUCUUCACCGGCGGGAUCGCAGGCUUUGUCUCGCAGACAGUGUCGUAUCCACUUGAAGUGAUCAGGCGACGAAUGCAGGUUGGUGGUGUGGUGGGUGAUGGGCGGCGACUGAGUAUUCCGGAGGUUGCCAGACGCGUUUAUGCGGAGAGGGGGUACAAGGGGUUUUUUGUGGGGUUGUCGAUUGGGUAUGUCAAGGUUGUGCCGAUGGCGGCUGUUAGCUUUUAUGCGUAUGAGAGGGGGAAGUAUUAUUUGGGGAUAUAGGUCAUGGGAUUAGAGGGACUCAGCGUCGUUUGUUUGUAUCGUAAGGGAUACUUCUCGCGUUGUUAUAAAGGGGGCCAGCUUGUAGAGCCGUAUACCUAGAUGGGAGUUCCGCGCCUACUAGAUAUGGCAGGAUAAGUACAUAGACAGGAUUAGCACAUACAUGCCACUGAAUGCAUACAUGACAAA
Messenger RNA from Pyrenophora tritici-repentis Pt-1C-BFP, 1269 nucleotides. Its product is annotated as ADP,ATP carrier protein. Gene Ontology annotation, cellular component: mitochondrial inner membrane. Gene Ontology annotation, biological process: mitochondrial coenzyme A transmembrane transport. Gene Ontology annotation, molecular function: coenzyme A transmembrane transporter activity. NCBI's taxonomy places the organism in Eukaryota, Fungi, Ascomycota, Dothideomycetes, Pleosporales, Pleosporaceae. The record is from RefSeq and is a predicted model, not a curated record.